AGAAAGUGGAAUUCUGCCCUGUCACUUGAGGGUUAAAACAGGGCGGGAGGGAGCUUGACGUAUUCUGCAUAGUGCAAAACAGCAUUGCAACAUCAAUAACCAGCACUAUAACAACUCCGGGCAUCCCACAGCACGUUUUAUUCACCGCUGGUUUCUUACAACACCGGCAAAAGAGGCCUAUCUCAAAAAAACAUGUGUUUCGUAUUUAUAAAUACAAAAAAGAAAUAAAGCUAAAUAGUACAUUUUUUCUUUCGCCUCAAAAGAGGGCGUUGCAGGAAAACAGAAGGUGACAUGUCUUUGGGCAGAAGAUAAGCGUGCGACGCUUGGAGGAGGAAGCCGACACGUAAAAGGAUGAAACAGGCGCAGACUGAUCGCGGCGUGCGGGUACCGACGUAGCUAGGUGCAAGGAAAACCCCAAGCACCGAGACCAGAAACCAGGGCUGAUGCGAAAAUGCGAGGCGCGUGGAUCUCCCUCCGUGCAGGUGGAUCGUUAACCUGAUGGCACGGUUUAAUCUUUCUCGUAUAUCUGCGCCUAGUUUCGGGUCAGUGCUGCUCUGGGUCUUAGGAUGGUUAGCGGAGACGCUCGGCGGUAAGAACUGAUCGUGGGCGAGAGGAGCCAUGCUGCCCGGCGUCGGGGUGUUUGGCACCAGCCUGACGGCCAGGGUGAUCAUCCCCCUUCUGAAGAAUGAGGGCUUCGCCGUCAAGGCGCUGUGGGGACUCACUCAAGAAGAAGCCGAGGAGCUGGCCAAGGAGAUGAACGUGCCCUUCUAUACGAAUCGGAUCGACGACGUGCUGCUGCACCAGGAUGUGGAUUUGGUGUGCAUCAACCUACCUCCCCCGCUCACCAGGCAGAUUGCCGUCAAGACAUUGGGUAUCGGCAAGAAUGUCAUCUGCGACCGGACCGCCACCCCGCUGGACGCCUUCCGCAUGAUGUCAGCGGCCCAGUACUACCCCAAGCUGCUGAGCAUCAUGGGAAAUGUGCUGCGCUUCCUGCCGGCCUUUGUGCGCAUGAAGGAGCUGGUGGAGGAGGGCUUCGUGGGCGACCUGCUGGUGUGUGAGGCACAAGUGCAUGGCGGCAGCCUGCUGGGCCGCAGGUACAACUGGAGCUGCGACGAGCUGAUGGGCGGCGGCGGGCUGCACUCUGUGGGCAGCUACCUCAUCGACCUGCUGGCGUUCCUCACCGGCCGCAAGGCGGCCAAGGCGCACGGGCUGCUCAAGACCUUCGUCAAGCAGACGGAGCACAUCCGCGGCGUGCGGCAGAUCACCAGCGAUGAUUUCUGCACCUUCCAGAUGGUCCUAGAGGGCGGCGCCUGCUGCACAGUCACGCUGAACUUCAAUGUGCCUGGCGAGUUCCGCCAGGAGGUGGCGGUGGUGGGCUCGGUCGGCCGCCUCAUGGUUUGCGGCACGGACCUGUACGGCCAGAAGAACGGCGCCCCCUGUCGGGAGCUGCUGCUCAAAGACGACACGCCGCUGGGCAAUGCCUCGCUGCCCGAGAAGGCCUUUAGAGACAUCCCAGCCCCCUACCUCACCGGUACCGUCUGCAUGGUUCAGGCCGUUAGGCAGGCCUUCCAGGGCCAAGAGGACCGGCGUACCUGGGACGGCCGGCCGCUCACCAUGGCGGCCACCUUUGAGGACUGCCUCUAUGCCCUGUGUGUGGUGGACACUAUCAAAAAGUCCAACCAGUCAGGGGAGUGGCAGAAUAUCGUGGUCAUGACUGAGGAGCCCGAGGUUAGCCCCGCCUACCUGAUGAGCGAGGCCAUGCGGCGCAACAAAUUGUCCCUGUAUUGCUAGCACAGCCCCAAAUGAUUAGCUGUACGGAGUGCUGAGCCCCGCCCCUUUCCCCUUGGGCUUCCUGGUGUCCCUGGAGACAGUCCCCACCUGCUUUGCGGCACCAGAUAGGAGGGGUCAGUUUUGCCACAAGGCCAUGUGUGAUAAUCACGGUCAAUGAAGUUGUUCCAAAGCUCCCGCUCAAAAAAUAAACACAGACUCCCUGAUGAUCCCUCCCUUUCCUAAGAUCAGAUAGCUUUGAAAGGAUGGUCUUAGAACGUGAGGAAUAAAAACAAUCCUUUUUCCAAGGAAAGCUGGUUAUUUAGGUGUCAACUUUUUUAAAAUCAUUCAGUUGGUCCGUUACCUGUGGCCAUUUGCAAAACUGGAGAUGAUAGUCUGAAAACCACUAUGAGAGGUACUGUGAAGAAGUAUGCAAUAAACUUGCUUGGAUCCCACUGGAAUCCCAUCGCCAUGCGUGGUUCUCAGUCUGGCAUUCUGGCCUUGUACCUGUAUGUCUCCAUGCAAUAUGAGCAGACCGCAGGCACUAGCACAACCUCGUGCCGUCCGUCGCGUGGCCCGUCCGUCGCCGCACGGCCUUGUUGUUAAUUGUCUUUGCCGUCACUGUUCAUUUGCCUAUGAUAACAGCCUGUGAAUUCCCCAAGCUUGCUAUUAGAAAGCAGAUUCUACGCGUACCAGAGAAGGGGGGAAGGAUGAAAGUGAAGAAGCUAAAUCCUCCAGUGUAUCAAUGCUUGAUUGAGAAACGUCUGGAUAGCAUGUGAAUCUGGGUCCAUGUUGGGCAGGAGCAGGCUGAGGAGAAGUUGGCAGUUCUGAUAAAUAGCCUUAGACUGGCUUGUGACGAUAACCCCUUUUGCAGAAGAUACUUCAGUGUACACCGUCCAUUUGAUGUCCCUGUAAAUGACCCAGCUGCAGCGGACAAAAAGGUCCCCAUUCCAGAACUGCACUAAAGAACUAGCUGAAGAUGGUAUUUUACAUACAGGAAAUGAAUGGCAGUGCGGAAAACUGGAAUCAGUAACAAAGAUAAAUGGCAAGAAACAGCUUCAUUAUGGCAAUGUGUGCACACAAUGACACGAGCAGUGGCUUUCAGUGUUGGGAAGUCUUUGGGACGCAAGAACAUUGCUUAGUGUCUUGGGGCUGAUGCGACUAGAGGACUGGCCCAUGAACCUGAAUUUUUCUGUCCAGUUGGCAUUUCUAUGACCUUCGGCCCUCAAACUCUCGCUUUUAAAUGAUCGUAUUUCUGUGGACCCCCAGUUUUUUCCCAUUUUAGACCACUUUCAGUGGAGAAGUCCUUAACUUUUUUAUUUUUUGAUCCCUCGUUAAUACAAACAGAUUGUUGACUCGUUGCCGUUACUUUCAUCGGAUUGUAUAGACAUUUAGAAAACGUAUUUAGAGAGAUUAUCUGUUUUUCCAUUCUUGGUGCCUGAAUGGAAGUGAAAUUUAUUUACGCGGAAAGGCAAGAAAAGAUCAGAGCUUUCAGUGUUACAAUGGGAAUCCCAGCUGUAAAACUAUGAAAUUGUUUCCUCGCUUGACAGUGUGAAGUGGGGGUCUCCCGGGAGUCUGACUGAAUAGCUAAGUGUUAUGCAUUGUGUCAGCACUAAUUUCAUUUAUAGUUGCUAUCUUAACAGUGCAGUGAUACCCAGUAACUAUAUGUUACACCAAAGUCUGCAGUACUUUCGUAUUUUUAGAUAGGCCUAUUUCACAUUUGUUCUGAAUAUCAAUAUUAAGUACCUAAACAUAAGAAAAAACAUGUCGUGUCUUGAGUUUCUUUGUCAUCUUUUAUAUUCUUUCUUGCUGAGUAAUUCGUACCUUAGGGUAGAAGGAGAAUGUAGGCCUAUUCAGUCCCGUCCCGGUCCCGUGUUAGCAUAGCAUUUCAGCUAAUAGUCGUCUGAUUUUCCACUAGUGGUCAGGAUUUCUGCCAUCCCCGCUGCUUGGGCUGUGUUAUUUCCGUGUUCCCCCUCUCGAUUUCCAUCAUGACCCGAACGAGGGACGCCACGCUGAGGCCGUGUGUCAUACUCUGCCUCCUUUGCGUCCUGCAAAAUUAAUAGGGGUCUUGUUAAGAAAGGGUGUUAAUGGAAUAUUUCACCCGUGAAUGAAGAGUGAGCAAAGUCCGACCCACCUGGUGAUGGAGGGAACCGAGAUUUAUUGUGCGUGCAAUUGGACCUUCCAUAAAAGGCAUGAUGAAUCCUAGAUGUUACAGAUUCAUUCAAAAAAAAGAUUUCCUUCCCUAAUAACAAGUAGGUCAAUUCCCUAAUAAUGACGCAACAUUGCUGAAAGUAACAUGGCUGUGUGUGCUUUCCAUCCAAACUUACUGCAAUAGGCUUAUUUAUUUUUAAAAAAAUCAUUGCUCUGUGAAGUGUCCAGUCAAAAAAAAAUAAAAAAUCUAAAGUUAGUUUUUCCUCCUUCUUGGGACAGAAAUGAUAGACAUGUUGUCUGUCAAGUGAACCUGUCACUAAGUCUUCCACUGUAUUUAAAAAAUAUUAAUAAAUAGUCUCUUCUCUGAUGUGUAACUUGCAUUUUUAGUAUGAAACAGAUUGCAGCUGGUACAGUGUCACUGCAGUUCUCAGAAGCUCGUUGUUGCAUGGAGCGGUCUGGGAUGUGACUGAGCUUGGUGGUCAGUGCUGCAGUGUCAGAGCAGUGGUUCUUGAAGGGCUUGAUGAUCUGUUCGAUGGACUCGUCCUUUCUCAUCCCAAGGACCCCCCUACGAGCCUUAAACCUCGAUCCUCGACCCUCAAAGACGUAAAAGUCCUGGAGAUAUUUUGCAAACCGUUCCUGGGAGUCGACCCGAAUCUCUCCCCCAGAAGAUGCGGCUCUUCAAACUGGACGAGGCCUCACAACUAUCCUAAACUGUGUCGGCACGAUGGACCGAGAUCCCACAGUUGUCCAUUGCACCGUGCCUGAGUUGGCUCUCCCUUUAAAGUGCAGCAGAGGUUCUACCAUGGUUAUAGCGCGUUCUGGCAAUAGGAAUAUUUGAUUCUUAAAUACUGUUUAAACAGAUGUAUUUGAUGCAUAGCCUUUCCGUUCUUUUCCCUAUGUUCUUGUUAAGAAUGUCCAAUGUCAAUAUUAUCCUCAGCAAAAAGAGCAGACCCUCUUUUUCACAUCUUACUUUAAUCCUGUUAAUAUGUAUUGCAAAUGUAACAUCAACAUGUGGUUUGUUAAAAUACUGCUGUUAGUUUUUUUAUGUGACUUAGUCUUUUUUUUAUUAUUUUAAUUGCUCUGAUACAUAGCUCACUGUCAUGUACAGACGGCUUUUAUUGUAUGAGGUAAGAAAUAUCAUGUUGCCAAGACUUCUGAAUGGCUGCUGUGCCCUUAAGGAUUCCUGUAUCCUGUUUGGGUGUGUCUGACUUUUCCUCUGAGCACUGGAAACAACAGAGAGAGGUUGCGACUGAAGGUUACGUGUGCGAGCGUGCGUGCGUGCGUGUGUGUGUGUGUGUGUGUGUGUGUCUCUGCACUCUCAUGUUCAAACAUACUGCUACGCUGUGCAGAAAUCUCAGGGCAGCCUUUCUAAAUGGGUGAAUUUUAGCUCCAGGGGCUGGGGACAAAUGAGGAAGAAGGUGGGGGCUCUUUGUCAUUAGCUCACAGAUAGGAUUGUCCUCAGUGACAGCAAAUUGAUCCCCUGUUUUGAUGAUGGCAAUUUAUGAAAAUUACUGUGACAAUAGAGAUGGCAUGUUUUUUUUCUCUUCCCUCCAUGACUACAGCAUAAAAAGCGGUGGUAGGAUCUUUAGGUUGAGUUUUAUAAUGGCGGCCCUGCAGAAACACACGCUUGUCAAAAUCGGACGGGAACGGGAGUUAAUAUGGCGUAGGGUGGGUGGGGCGCAGACCCAGGGGUUCCACUGUGCCUCAGAAGCUAGGCAGCAUCAAAGAGGUGCUCUUUGAACAGCCCACCAGCCUGUAUCCUAGCAACCGGCUCUGGCUGCCAUUGUGCCAAAACAACUUUGCUCUCCCACCCCUUUGAGUCAAAGUGGGUGAAAUUUUGCAGUAGUCAUACAGUAAGUGGUCACACGGUGACUGGUCCAGCUGGGAGAGAAGGACCUGGCAGAUCAGUUUUAUGGCAGAACCAGUGAUGCGCUGCUUCCCCUGUUGCCCCUGUUGUACCCAAGGCCAGAGAAUUCCCAUAAUUCUGCUGGUAUGCGUGAGUGCCAGUCCACUUUUGUGGUCUGAAAGUGCUGGGCAGCUCUUGACGCUGAGGGGAUUGGAAGGUCAUCAAAGCUCACAAAUAACCUCCGAGUCCUUCUGGCUGGUUACGUGCCCAAGUCCGCGCGACAGUGACACCAUCUGACCGCUAGUGAUCCACGCGGUGUCAAAAAAAAAAAAAUCAUUGUAAAAACAGAAAGUCAGGCCUUUGAAAUAAUUAUGCUAGAGCUGCUCUGCUAAUUUACUUUAGGCAAAAAAAUGCACCUAUAACAUAAGGUGCCUUUUCCAAAUGCGACAAUAAUGACAGCAAGUACAUAUCCGUGAAUAUAUGCUAACGUUUAACCUUGUGAAAAAUUUGGAGAUGCCCUUAUAACGACGGGGUAUGAUGAUUGAUAGGUAUAUAAAGCACAUUAUAUAUUUAUCAGUGGAGCAGAUGCUGUUUUCCUGUUUUAUUCAACCACGUUUGGAACGAGUAGCAUUUUUUUAAGGUUACAAGUGCCGUUUCCCAGCUAACAGAGUACAAGGCAGUGUUUUCUUUGCAUCAUGUUGCACAUUGUUGUCCUAAUUAGUAGGGCGGGGCACAGAACCCUGCGGGACCCGGCUCUUAUUGGGAUUGUUUAACACCAGAUCCGCUGUAGCACGUCAAUCAAAAUACUGAAGUAUUUGUGGGAAUUGUUUUCAUUAUUACCUGGCCGAAUAGUAUCAUCAUAGUUUCCUCAUACAGUUUCCCCCGAAUAUUUUCAGGGAGAAAUUCGAGCUCAAUGGUUUUGCGUAGUGCAGUUGCUGUAAAGUCCCGAUUCUAGGACCUGUCUUUAAUAACCACGCUAGAUACUGGCGCCCCCUCGCUUCAUCCAUUUUUCCCCAUCAGUGGAGAUUUUAGUUAAUUUUAUUGUAUCCAGCCCCCCCGCGUGAACUUCUUCAGUGGUCUUCCACGCCCAGGACUAUCAUCAUGUUUGCAAAUGCUGCCUGUUCUCAUCACUGUAUGCUCGGCUGUUCACACCAACAGAACUGUCUUUUUUGAUGCAGUAUUUGUGGUGACUAUUUAUUGUGUUUUAUGUAUAUCGUGUAUGCAUGGACUCGCGUAUAUAUUUUGCACUGAUACAUAUUUAUCAGACCCAAAAUAGAGAAUGUACUGUAGAAAUAUAAAGACUAUAUUUUAUAUAAAUGUGAUAGUUGCAGUACGAAUGGGGGAGGCGGGUUAAACUGUGAUGUUUCCUGUUUUGUUUGCGUUAAAUGGAAAGGCAUGGUACGCAGAUAUGUCUGUUAGACUUUUCAUAUCGUGGCUGGUUCUGUGAACCUGCUCAUUACCUGCUGUACUCUUUCUGCUCCAGUACUCUGCAUUGUUACUGUAUGUUCCCGAAGAAUGCAGCUCAUCUGACCAGAUCACCCAGGAUAUGAAGCCUGUAAUGCAAUUUACAAGUACGGUACUUGUCCGAUGCUUUGGUUACUGUGGAAUAAUAAAUUACGAUGCAAAACGGC
Molecule: messenger RNA, 7395 nt
Organism: Paramormyrops kingsleyae
Lineage: Eukaryota; Metazoa; Chordata; Actinopteri; Osteoglossiformes; Mormyridae
Gene: gfod1
Product: glucose-fructose oxidoreductase domain containing 1
Molecular function (GO): nucleotide binding
Source: RefSeq, a predicted model, not a curated record